Molecule: messenger RNA, 654 nt
Organism: Prorocentrum cordatum
Lineage: Eukaryota; Dinophyceae; Prorocentrales; Prorocentraceae
Source: the annotation of a GenBank genome assembly
GACUCCGACGUCGCCACGAGCUUGAAGAAGAACAUCAUGGUCGCGACGGUCUUCAACGGCAGCAAGACGGCGUUCGAAGGGGCCAAGGAUGACGGAGACGUCUGGACGGAUCCCGAGGACAACACUCGCUACCAGUACGACGCGAGGAUCAAGAAUAACACCGACUCGAAGGGCCAGAAGAAGAUGAGCACGGAGGUUUGGAACCCUAAGGACAAGAAGCAGUUCAUGGGUGCCAUUGCCGACUUCCUCGACGACGUGGAGAAGCCCGAGUGGUUGGUCAUCGAGAAAACGCCGAAGAACGAGAGAAAGGCCAUCAAGGACGACUGCGCUGACGAGACGGACAUGAUGCUAUUGCAGAAUUGCAACGACAGCUUCACGAGCGUGACCCUCGACUUGCAGAGGAUGGCCCCGCAGGUGUGCCGCAUCACCACGAACGAGGUAAUCAGGCGCAUCGCGCAGGAGAGCCUGGACCUCCUCAAGAAAGCUGCGGGGCCGUCCGAGAAGAUUCAGAAGUUGUUGAUGACGGACCCCGCCAAAGUGCGCAAGCUCGAGGCAGAGGACGCCCUCAUCGCAUCAGGCAAGAUCUACGAGCAGCUGGCCGAGAUCCACACGCAGCUCAAGGCCAUCAUCACCAACGAUAAGAAGAAGCAGAAG